Molecule: messenger RNA, 3843 nt
Organism: Symbiodinium sp. CCMP2456
Lineage: Eukaryota; Dinophyceae; Suessiales; Symbiodiniaceae
Source: the annotation of a GenBank genome assembly
AUGCUUUUGGCAGCUUACCUCGGCGACACGGUGUGGGAGUAUCUGGUUCUGCGGCAUCAGUACCAGCAGGUGGUCCGAAGUCCCUUCACAGAGAGUCAAGAGGUACGGACCAUUCGUCAAGGCAGAGCUGCCGUCAUGCUACAUCGCAGCGGGGUUCUCACUGGGCGAGAGCGUGAAGUACUUCUCGAAGGUGCUCAGAAGGUAUGGCUGCAGAAGGUCCGAUGGAAUUUUGAGGGCAUCCGGCAAGUGGGCAUCAACCUGCGCAUGGCAGAGUUAGACCCGGAUGAUGUGGACAGCAUUACUGAGGGCACCUAUGUCUACUGGAUGGACGAAAGUGAGUCCAUCCCCCGCGGCAGCCUUGGAGAGGUGCUUGAAGUGGACGGCGCGACGAGAAAGGUGAAGUUUCCCAAUGAAAUCACCAGCGUCGACGCGUCCAAGCUCCAGGCCUCAGACUUCCAGAAGAGCACUUUCGUCCACCUCGCGAAAAAAGGCGACAUGGAUGAAAUCGGAGAAGUCAAGAAACUGAUCUUGGACGAGGGGUCGCCUGGGAAGUUGUUGGUAAACUUCCAUGGGGAGGACUACAAAGAGAAGCCCAAGAACUUGAUCAAGUGCAGCCUUCAAGCUGGCAUGUUUGUGUUUUGGUGCAAGACAGAUGAAGACAUCCCACAAGGCCAUGCGGGUGAGGUGCUUCACGACUUAAACGAGAAAGGCAAGGUCAAGGUGCAGUUCCCCAACGGAAAAUGGAAGUUCAGACCGCGGGAUUUGGUCUUGUGCAAUGUGCAGCCUGGCUCCUACGUGCGCUGGUCUGAAAGCGAUGAAGACAUUGAAGCUGGCGAGCUUGGAAAGGCAACAGGAGAAAUCAACGACUCCGGCAAAGUGAAGGUGGCCUUUGCCAAAGGCACGUGGAGUUUCAAACCCGACACGUUGAUCCCUUUCGACAUCCAGCUGGGCGCCUUUGUGCGCUGGGACAAUGAGGAUGUGAAGAAGAAAGACCUGGGGCAGGAUGAAGAUGUGAAGAAGAGGGUGGUGGGGAUCAAGGUGGCAGAUGGCAGCUUGCGCGUGCAAUUUCCUGCAGGGCGGUGGAAGUUCCGCCCGGAGGAGUUGACUCUGUGCCGAAUCCAACCUGGGCACCUCGUCACUUGGGUCCGGUGGGAUGAGGACAUUGGACGUGGGGAUAUCGGCGAAGUGGUCCGUUUGGAUGACAACAAACUGUCCAUUCAGUGGCCCCAACUGCACUGGAGCAUGAGGACGGAUGAAGUUGAGAAGUUCAGAUUCCAGAAGGGGGAUCGGGUGCAGUGGACCAAGUCUGAUGAUGACAUACCACAAGGACACAUGGGUUAUGUUAUGAGCGUCUACUACGACGAGGACGAUUCUGGAAAGACCACUGGGAAUCGACUCAACGUCAAGUGGCCCAACGGGAGAUGGAACAUGAAGCCUUAUUCUUUGUUGCCCUUGAAUUUCGAUGUAGAUGGAGCAAAUCAAUUGAAAUUAUCUUUCAAGCGCUUUGACAAGAAUGGAGAUGGCAAGCUUUCGGAGGAGGAGCUUGUGGGGGUCCUCAGUCACCUAGGUGGUGAAGGUGGAGCUGGUUUGGCCCCAGAAGAGUGCAAGCAGCUUUUCGAGGCCUUGGACCGUGAUUCAAACGGAAAGCUCACCGUCGACGAGUUCCUCGACUAUGUCUUCUCAGAUGCAAGCGCUGCCGCACGGAUGGUUCUGGCCGAUGGUUUUAGCUUGGAUGCAUUCUUCGGCUUCCCAGAAGAAGGGCCAGACGUUGUAAGUGAUGAUGACGAGCCGAAGAUGAAGAGUAUGGCUUUUGAAGGCUUUGAGGAGAUGAAAAGUUCAGUCCCCCCAGAGGCUGCUGGAGGCAUCGACGGGGACACGGAGGUCUCGCGCACUGAGUGGGCAACUGCUAUGUUGAACGUGGGUGUUCCUCGCGCGGCAGCGCUGACAUGCUUUGACGAGGUUUUGCGGGAGCUUGGCGGGAACGGUGACGCGUUGCGGUUAAAGGAUCUCGCGGGCGAGCUGAAUGGUCUCGUCGGUGCUGCUGGCAUUGAGGAGCUUCGCGCUCCCAUCGGUCAGGUGAAGAAUGGAGAGGUGCGUGUCAUAGAUCUCAACACGCCCUCUGAGGAUGUGCGGCUCGAGCGUGACUUGGCCCAGAAGACCGGCAUUGAUGGGCUGAUGUACCAUCUCUUCUGUCACAAUCAGUCUCUCAAGGACGCAGCAGCCCACCUUCCGGAGGCGAUGCUUUCGGAGCUUGAGAGGAAAGUGCUCAGCGAGAUGGGUGCGGGGCAGCUAGUCGAGAGAGUCCUAUCUGCCUGGGAAUGUUCCCACACGCUUAGCGCUGUGGUCGUGCAGGGAAAGCUCCACAACAGCUUCUUCCUCAGCGCCUUGGCGGCUUUGGCCGGUCGGAAGUGCUUUCUGCGGCAGGCCGUGGUGGCCUAUUAUGAUGUGGAGGUUGGCGUCUAUGGGGUGAUGUUCUGUGAGGAGAUGCACUUCACGUAUGUGAUAGUGGAUGACUACCUGGCCAUGACACUCUGGGAGAAGGUGAGCAAGAAGCUAGAGAAUGGGGAGAUCAUGACCACCUUGUUCAAACAACCCUGCAAGGGCAGAUUUUCGGGGCAUUCGACCUCAGAGAGGGGUCCGUUCGGCCUCACACCCGCAGUUUGCGGCUUGCUGGCGGACAGUAGCUAUGCUGUUCUGGGAACAGGGCAAGUGGAAGGUCACAAGUUGAUACGUCUGCGAAAUCCCUGGCCUUCCAGGGAAUGGACGGGACCUUGGUGCGAUGGCUCCAGGCAGUGGACCGAGGAGGCGAAAGCGCAGCUGAAUGCCGAAGCAGAGAAGCAGGACGGUGCGUUUUGGAUGGAGAACGUUGAUUAUGUUGACCUGGCAGUGAGGCUGCGCAUGAAUCGACCCUUUGGGCCUACCUGGCAGUGUGCUGUUCAGUAUGGAACCUUUGGCCAUCCGUCGCCAAACAUUUGCAUGGCCGUUCGGGAUGUGCGCGGCGGCAAGUAUGAGAUCAGCUUCAAGCGUGGGGACAAGAUCGAACUUCCGGAGCAUGACCACAACAUGGGUGACUACCGUCAUGGCAAGCAUCUGGCCUCUGGAGAGGAGGGCUACUUCAGGACUAUCCAUGUGGACUAUGGAAUCCAUGACACUUACAAGUAUGAGCUCACACUCUCGAAUGUGUUGCAUGAUUCACAAGUGAUAGUCGCCUUGAUGCAGCAGAAUGUGAAGAAGAUGCGAAUGCAUCGGUGGUUGCCCAAUAACGAGCCUGGCCAAAACAGCUAUGUCAUAGAGUAUCCGUGCUUCACCGUGAAGAUUCAAGACAGUCGUGGACAGGAACAACUCUUUUAUGGGAAAGGGCGGGCCGGACACGCGAUCUUGAACCCAUCCAAUGGCCCAUUCAAAGUCUAUGUUUGCUGCAACUCAACAGAUUUCCGCCGAUUUGCGAUCUAUGCCUUUGCCCCUCAGGGUGAGUUGCAAUGGAAACAGCUCGAAUGUGACCGUGAUCAAUGGAUAGCAGAGGUUGGCGCCAGUAACAAUGUCAACCUCAUGCGUGACCGAGUCUACAACAACUCCGCCCUUGCGCUAGGCUCCUACAUUACUCUUGGUGAAGCCCUCCUGCACGCACACCCAAUGGUGGGUGGGGCCAUUUUGGCAACAGCUGGGACCAUCAAGGACAUUAUCACCACGAAUCCUGUCGAUGCAGCUGGCCGGGUGAUGUCAGUGGCUGCGGAUGUCGCUACCAGUGAUGAAGCUGCAGAGCUGGCAGGUCACGUUGGGAGCAUGGUGCAGUAUGCUGCUGCCUUGGGGUGCAGGGUGGGGUACCACAUGAUGUUUGGAUGA